This is a messenger RNA of Diorhabda carinulata, 1366 nucleotides long. RefSeq lists its product as uncharacterized. The record is from RefSeq and is a predicted model, not a curated record. Lineage: Eukaryota; Metazoa; Arthropoda; Insecta; Coleoptera; Chrysomelidae. The transcript is spliced from 4 exons. Bases 82 to 696 code for a protein of 204 amino acids.
ACACAUUUGAUAUAAAUCCGUAUUUUUUCACGUUUUUAGAAUUUACAUACACGUGGUUAGUUAGUAAGAGUACAUAUUAAAAUGCUAAAAACCAGUCACGCAAAAUGUUUUAUAAUAUUUUUGUUUUUGGAAUUUUCUUUAAAUACCGGAUUUAAAACUAAAAAAGAAGAGCCACUUAUCUUUCAAAUAGGUGAAAAACUGCUUAAGCAUGAAGGAAUUUUAGAAGUCUUGAAGCCAGUUUUCAAAGUGUUAUUGAAAAAUUUGUUUGAAAGCGGAGAAGACGAUUUACUGAAACUGUUUGAUAAAGAUAAAGAACCACCCCUCAUAGAGUUAGCUGAAAAAUUAUUUGAUCAUGAAGGACUUUCAGAAGUCUUGAAACCAAUUUUGAAAAUAUUAUUGAAAACAUUGAUUGAAAAAGGAGAAGACGCUGUAUUGGAUCUGUUUGAUAAGGAUUCAAAAGAUGAUCCGUUAAGUUCACUAGUCGGUGAAUACCCUUCUCUUAAAAAAUUGUUCAAAGAAUUAUCUAAAGUGAUUGAAAAUGAAAACGAAAAUGUACAAAUUUCCGUACCGGUCGUGGUUGAAAAACAUUACCCACCAAAUUGGAGGGAUUAUUAUUAUACUAUAUUGGAGGAUCGUGGUAGAAACGUCGAAUGCCUUAUACCCGGAGAUUGUUACGAAACAUGCUUUUGGUGUUAAUAUGUUAAAAUUUCAAUAUUAUUAGUAUUUAUUCAAUAAAUUCCUCUACUUACAUUCAAUAUUUAAAUCAAAUUAUUUGUAUUUAUGGGAUUCCAUUCCAAAUAAAAACCAUUUUCAAAUACUGUAUUUGGAUGUGAGUUUUUUUGUUGUUGGGUUUUGGGUUUUGGACCUGCUUAAAAUGAAUGUUAGGUAUAAAUAAAUGGACCUGCCUGUUUUGCCAAUCAACUUCUCCACUUAAACAGGCGUGAAUUCCGGCUGGUGACUGGGUUUUACCUCCUCUGGUGUAUGGAGGAAGAGGAAACAGCAGACCACGUCAUCAGUGAGCGCCCAGCAUUUAUUCGAGUGGGGUUAAAACACUUGAGCAAGCCUCUUUGACACCUUGUCUAAUGACUUUCAAAGAUUCAGGUGCCUGAUUAGGUUUUCAAAGGUAGUUUUGCGUGAAUGUCCACCUAAUUAUGAUAAAUGUUAGGAUAGAGGCAAAUUCUUAUUCACUAAGAAAAUUGAAUAAAAGUUAUACCUAAAUCUGUUUUGGAAUUUGUUCAAAUUAACUUAACCUCACCUAUCUUAACCUAAUCAAUAAAUGGAUCCGUUCCUCGAUUAACAAUAUCAAAAGACAAGUUCCAGUUGAAUUGUAAAUGAAAGUUGAAUAAAUAAAAAUGGAAAUAACAAU